Messenger RNA from Haplochromis burtoni (Burton's mouthbrooder), 503 nucleotides. Its product is annotated as protein S100-P. Gene Ontology annotation, molecular function: calcium ion binding; transition metal ion binding. Gene Ontology annotation, biological process: endothelial cell migration. The transcript has 2 exons. The record is from RefSeq and is a predicted model, not a curated record. Bases 116 to 400 code for a protein of 94 amino acids. Gene Ontology annotation, cellular component: cytoplasm; extracellular exosome. Lineage: Eukaryota; Metazoa; Chordata; Actinopteri; Cichliformes; Cichlidae.
GGUAUAAAAAGAACCGCAUCUCCUCUUUUCCGUCACUGCCUGCACAGGUAUUGCUCUGUCGACCUUCCAUUUCUUUUUCUCUACCUGUUUAAUAACUACCCAUCAGCCAGGAACCAUGACUCAGCUACAGGUGUCCAUGUGUAUGAUGCUCGACACCUUUGAAAAGUAUGCAAAAACUGAUGGCGACCCGAACAGUCUGUCCAAAUCUGAAGUCAAGACGUUGCUGGAAAAGGAAAUGCCUGAAAUGAUCUCGGGAGCAAAGGACAAAAAAGCAGUGGAUGACCUGGUCAAAGCUCUUGAUUUUGAUGGAGAUGGCGUGGUGGACUUUGAGGAGUUUAUGGCGGUGGUAGCUGCUCUGACCUGCUGCUUCCGUGGUGUGCCAACCAAGGGCAAGAAGUAGAGACCACACCCUGGGGUGGAGACAAAAGCACCAACAGCUGCAUAACACUGCUGAAAUUCCACUUGUUUUGUAACAGAUGAAUAAAUUGGUUUAUCUUCCUGAA